Molecule: messenger RNA, 2235 nt
Organism: Melospiza melodia melodia
Lineage: Eukaryota; Metazoa; Chordata; Aves; Passeriformes; Passerellidae
Gene: DEDD
Product: death effector domain containing
Exons: 5
Coding region: 835-1818 (327 amino acids)
Biological process (GO): apoptotic process; regulation of apoptotic process; extrinsic apoptotic signaling pathway via death domain receptors
Cellular component (GO): nucleolus
Molecular function (GO): DNA binding; protein binding
Source: RefSeq, a predicted model, not a curated record
GGCCUGACCGGAGCCUCCCCGGGGCCUGCUCGGGGCCUUUUGCGGCCUUACCGGGGCCUCCCCGCCGCUUUUCGGGGCUCGACGGGGCCGUUUGGGGCAUCCCCGGGGCUCGGGGGCGCCGUUUGCGGCCUUACCGGGGCCUCGCCGGGCUUUGACCGGAGCUUUUUGGGGUCGAACCGGGCCCUUCCCGAGGCCUCCGGGGCUGAACCGGGGCUUUGAGGGCCUUUAACGGGGCGAGCCCUCCCGGUGCUCCCCGUUUUGGUUCUUUCUCGCUGGAAUUCGGGGCCGAUUUCAGCCGAAAUCGCGGCAAAAUCGGAUUUUUUUUUUGUUUAUUUUUAAUUUUUGUGUUGUUUAUUUAACAGCGCUUUUCCUGUUUUUUUUUUUUUUUUUUUUCCGGGAUUCCGGUUCCUCCCGUGGCUCAGAAAAUCCCGGGAUUUGCGGCGCAGCAGGAACGGGAUGAAAUGCCAAGGAUUUCUUCAGGCCGGCGAAUUUAUUUUUGUUUUUUUCUUGCGGUUUUUGUUUUGAUCGAAACAAAAUCCGCGAUCCAGGGAAUUCCUGCCUCGGCAAUGUCCGCCCUGGAACCGGGAAUGACUUAAAGGCAACGCCGCGCUUGGCUUUUCUUCGCUAAAUUAUUAAUUAGCAAAUUAAAAAAUAAUUUAAAAAAAGGGGUUUUUCUGGGGGGGGGGAAAAUAAUUCCGGUAAGGACUGAGAGCGCUCCAGGCAUCGCCGGAACUUUGGGGAUUUUUUUUUAGGGGGAAUUUGUUGGAAAAUUAAAGAGAAGGAAAAAGGGAUCGGAGAUCGCUGAGAGCGCCAGCGGGCACGGCUGAGGUGCCCAUGGCGGGUCGGAAGCGCGGCGCUGGCAGUGCCAACGGCGGCACGGGCGGCGCGGUGCCGUGGCCGGAGGAGCCGGGCGAGCGCGAGCAGGGCCUGUACUCGCUGCACCGCAUGUUCGACAUCGUGGGCGCGCAGCUGACGCACCGCGACGUGCGCGUGCUCUCCUUCCUCUUCGUGGACGUGCUGGACGAGGCCGAGCGCGGCCGCAUCCGCUCGGGCCGCGACUUCCUGCUGGCCCUGGAGCGCCAGGGCCGCUGCGACGAGAGCAACCUGCGGCAGCUGCUGCAGCUGCUGCGCAUCAUCACCCGCCACGACCUGCUGCCCUACGUCAGCCUCAAGAGGCGGCGCCCCGUGUGCCCGGACCUGGUGGACAAGUACCUGGAGGAGACGUCCAUCCGCUACGUCACCCCCCGCGCGCCCGGGGGGGCCCCGCCCGGCCUCGGCCACCCCCACAAAUCAGUGCCUGCCCCCCACCCGUCCCUGUGCUGCCCCCCGGGGGGGCCCCAGCUGGGCCCCAAGCGCCCGGGCCGGGCCCGGAGCCUCCUCGGGAGCCAACGGAAACGGAGAAAGUCAGCGACCCCCGACCCCAAGGAGAAACAGACCUGCGACAUCCGCCUGCGCGUGCGCGCCGAGUACUGCCAGCACGACUCCGCCCUGCACGGCAACGUCUUCUCCAACAAGCAGGACCCUCUGGAGCGCCAGUUCGAGCGCUUCAACCAGGCCAACACCAUCCUGAAAUCGCGGGAUUUGGGCUCCAUCAUCUGCGACAUCAAAUUCUCGGAGCUCACCUACCUCGACGCCUUCUGGCGGGAUUACAUCAACGGCUCCCUCCUGGAGGCCCUCAAGGGCGUCUUCAUCACGGACUCGCUCAAACAGGCCGUGGGCCACGAGGCCAUCAAGCUGCUGGUCAACGUGGACGAGGAGGAUUACGAGUUGGGUCGCCAGAAACUCCUCAGGAACUUGAUGCUCCACACGGCUCCCUGAGGGAUUCACCCCCACCCUGCCCCCCAGUUUGGGUUUUUUUGGGGUUUUUUUUGGGAUUUUCCUGGUUUUUUUUCCUCUCCCUCCCCGCCACCCCGGUUCUUCGGCGGAGUUGCGCUCGUGGAUUUGGGGAGGGUUGGAGGUGUGGGGGAUUCCGGGAUUUGGAGGUUUUUGGGGGUUCCUGGUGGGUUCUCCUUGUGUUUUCCAUGGGGUUUUCCCCUUCUGUUUUUUCUUUUGUAUCCAUUAAAACUGGUGAUGAAAAGGCAGAAAUCCCAUUGGUGCCACAUGCUGGGAUUUGGGGUGCGGAAUAUUCCAGAAUUCCUCACUUUGUCUUGUCAGUUCCUUCUUUUCUUUUUUGUUCUCCAUGUUUCCUUCCCGUUUUCUUUUUUUCCAUUAAAAAUGGUGAUGAAAAUGCAAAAA